Messenger RNA from Ornithodoros turicata, 2890 nucleotides. Its product is annotated as microcephalin-like. Gene Ontology annotation, biological process: mitotic cell cycle. The transcript is spliced from 15 exons. NCBI's taxonomy places the organism in Eukaryota, Metazoa, Arthropoda, Arachnida, Ixodida, Argasidae. The record is from RefSeq and is a predicted model, not a curated record. The coding region runs from base 99 to 2447 and encodes 782 amino acids.
AUGAAGCCAACAGAACCCAUCCGUAUCCAAGUGGCGAACUUUGACAGAUGUAGACAGACGUGGUGCAGCUAACUCUUCUCGUUCCAAGGAACAUAAAGAUGGUACGAAGGAAAAAUUUGAGGCAAGCAGGAAGGUCGAAUCGCACAGUCGCCAGCUAUGAUGGAGGUUCACGUUGUUUUGAAACACCACAAAGAUCUGUUACUGCACUCAGCAAACGUGAAGUGGGUCCCGAACUAUCGUCGGACGACGACGAACUCGACAAAGAGAACGUACUAACCCCACAACGACAGCCGAGGCCUCUGAGUGAAAACAAUAUUCCUGCUGAAUCAUCUGGCGAGGUCUUUCGCGCAGCCGAUAUGCUCUCUCCGUCACCUGGAUUGCAGAUUAGUAGUGGAAACUUCGGCGUCGUAAGUCCGGGACGAAUGACUUCGACGCCAAAUUCAACGGCUGCCCUGCGUUGCUUUCCUUCGCCGAAGCUGGGCUUUGACGAAAUGUCGUUCAGCGAACAGUCGUCAGGCAGCGAAAACGUUAGCGAAUGCGUCUCGUCGAUUAUCGAAAGUCUUCCCAGCAUGAAGUCUUCCCCGCCGUGCCCCCAGGUGCAGAGUGGAGGAAUACUGGCGAAUACGGCACCUUCAGAUAUGCUAAAAGGUGUGAGGGCGUUCGUUGAAGUGCGGUGCGGAACAGAGGACAUUUCGGUGGGACUGAUGGCACUGCUGGAGAAACUCGGUGCCACCGUUCUGAAACGCAUGAGCCACACGGUCACGCACGUGGUGUUUCGUCAGGGCCGCAGAUCUACCCGAAAGAAAGCCCUCGAAUGGAACAUUCCCAUGGUCUCGCCGUUAUGGGUCGAUAACUGCAGGUUGCAGAACAAGAAAGUACCGGAAGCAGAUUACCCUGCCAAAAUUCCCCCAGCGCUCGACUGUCCCAAACUCAGCACAAAGUUCAGGGUACCAAAGUGGUGUAGACCCGUGACAGAGGGGAAAACGGGAACAAAGCGCGCCAACAAGAUUUUGACACCAAAGAAAAUGGGUUCGAAGAAGAACAAGCGAGGAAAUACGUCACCCCAGUCGUCACCCCCACCUCUCGCUGUCCCAGCCGUAGUGACUGAAGCCUCACCCCCCGUUACGUCCACUCCAUUGCUUCCCGUUAGUUUUCAGGGCAACCCAGUGUCUAAGCCCGAAUCGCCAAAAACACCAAGGGGGAGACGUUCUCUGAGAACGGUACUGCUCAAGCUACGAGCUGAAGCACUCAAGAACGACGCAGGCAACUGUAGCACCAUCGCGGAGCAGACGACAGAGGAACAUCCCAUUGAACCUUCGCCCAUCCUCAGUGAACCAAUGACUGCAGAACCUUGUGUGCCAAAACCGACACAGAAUCCUACCAGGAGGCGCCAGUUGUUCUCUCAGCCAACAACGGAUGGCCAGCCACCAUCCCUCAUCAUGGCACAUACGCCUCCGCCAGCGGAACAUGUUUCAUCGUUUUUUGACGAUGAGGAGUUAAUCCCGUUGAGGAAGAGGCUCGCGGCAGAGACAGCCACUCGUAAUGAUGUGGCAACAAAUGAAGGAGACAUGCCGAGGGUAAAUUAUUACAUGCUCCGCAUGGGCAUUGACGAGAGCCCCGAUAAAGUUGAAGAGCCUGUGACGGAUGACACAUCGCCGCAGAGUGCAAGUUGUCGGAAGAGGAAACGCAAGCGGACAAAUUCUGGCGAAGCACUGCAGCAGAAGAAGAAACUUUCUGCCGGGAACGACGUGACGGCCCCUCAGAACGUAGAUUUCAAUGGCAGCAAAAAACAGUCUAGCCUAGAAGAUUUCCAGGUGGGUGUGCACAAAAGGCGCGACUUAAAACCGCUGAGUUGGUUGAACUCGUCUGCGGAGGACAGUAAGCAGGAUGCGCCAUCCCUGGUGCUCACAAGUGUGCAGACCAGUGAUGAAGAAGUGCUCAAGGGUGUGGUGCAGGCGCUGGGCCGAUUCAGGGUCGACGCGGAGGUCUCCCAGUCUACAACACACGUUAUAUGUGGAGAAAAGAAACGCACGCUCAACAUGUUGUUUGCAAUGGCCCAAGGAUGCUGGGUUUUGUCUCCAAAAUGGGCAUACGAAUCUUUGGAAUCUGGAAAAUGGCUACCGGAAGAACCUUACGAAGUCGCUGAAUAUUUUCCAGCAGUCAAAUUGAGUCGCCUGCAAAGAAGUACAUCCCUGCAGCAAUGUUUGUUUUCUGACCUGGGUUUCAUCUACGUGAGCCUGUCCAGCAGUCCACCGUGCAACAAGCUCAGGUUACUGGUGGAGAGUGCAGGUGGAAAGGUGGCCCAGUCGUACCUGAGGUGCCAGAUCGCUGUUGGUCCUGUACCCCCAGCAAAGAAGUUUGGCGCUGUCACACAUGUCAGUGAAAAAUGGAUCUUAGACUCAAUUUCGGAACACCAGACACUUCCCCUAGAAGACUACUAUGCUUAGAUCAGUGCCACGUGGGUUAAAAGGCUGCUGUUUCGUGACUUAGUCUAUUUGUGUUUAAUUUCAAAUGUUAAAUUUGUCGAAUAUGUCAUUUAUAUUCGAUUUGUAUUACCGAUCUUCAGUAUUUAAUUUCUAGUAUUUGAUUUGUAUAAUUAUGUAGAUUCAUGGUGUUUUGUUAGUUUUUGUGCAUGAUCAAUGUCUUUGCACUGGAAAAGUUGACAGAAGUGUUCAGCAUCACUUGAACUGAAACAAUAUGAGAUUGAGUACAUCAAAUGUAACACUAUUUUUUUCUUUCGGAUUUAUUGCACCACCCAUGUGGCCACCUUACUUGUCAAUUAUAUGCUGAACACCUAUUAUUUAUUUGCACAAAUGUGCUGUUGUUUCACUUGAUUCAAGGUCCACUUGACUACGGUGAUCUGUAAUAAAGAGUCUAUUUACUCAUCACA